Messenger RNA from Aspergillus campestris IBT 28561, 795 nucleotides. Its product is annotated as putative EF-hand calcium-binding domain protein. The transcript has 2 exons. Gene Ontology annotation, cellular component: nucleus; cytoplasm. Lineage: Eukaryota; Fungi; Ascomycota; Eurotiomycetes; Eurotiales; Aspergillaceae. The coding region runs from base 1 to 795 and encodes 264 amino acids. The record is from RefSeq and is a predicted model, not a curated record.
AUGAAAAUCCUAUGUCUCCAUGGAAGAGGCACCAGCGGUGCUAUCUUCAAGUCUCAGACCUCCGCAAUCCGCGCCCGCCUCAAAGACACCAACAUCCAAUUCGACUUCCUCGACGGCCUCCACAGCAGCCCCCCAGCGCCCGGAAUCGACCUCUUUUACGAACCCCCCUACUUCACCUACUGGAAAGACGACACCGCGGCCGAAAUGCGCCAAACCAGCACGUGGCUCAAAGCUUACAUCGCCCAGCACGGACCCUACGACGCGGUUCUCACCUUCUCGCAAGGCUGCGCCCUAGCCACCAGCGCGCUCCUCCUGCACGAAGCCGAAGAACCGCACGCGCCCCCGCCGUUCAAAGCAGCGAUCUUCAUCUGCGGCGGGUCCCCGCUGCCGAUCAUGGAGAGCGUGGGGUAUGAGAUUUCAGCGCGCGCGUGGGAUCUAGAUCGGCGGACGAGGAAGGCGCUGGCGGCGCAGGCGGACUCGGCGUCGAUUUUGGAGCGGGGGUCGGAGAGGUGGAGUGGGGGUGGGGAUGUUUUGGAGGGGAUAUCGGUGGAUGAGGUGAGGGGGGAGAUUGGGGGUGGGCCGGUGAAGAUUGGGAUUCCGACGGUUCAUGUGUAUGGGAAGAAGGAUCCGCGGUUUGUGGCGAGUUUGCAGUUGGCGGAGACUUGUGUGGCUGAGCGACGGAGGGUGUAUGAUCAUGGUGGGGGACAUGAGAUUCCGAGGCUUGAGGCUGUGAGUACCACUAUUGCGGGUUUGAUACGGUGGGCGUUGAAGGAGGGCGGGGCGUUGGAGGGGUAG